AUGGGUGGUUCCGGCUGCAGUGCAACAGCAAUGAGGUGUCUGUACACCCGAAGGCAGCAGCAGCGGCAGCAGCAAAGAAUUAGUUUUUUUACUCCCCUUGCUGCAGCAGAUUUGCUGCGAGCGCAGCAGCAGUGGCAGCAAGCCUUCAAGAAAUAUGCUGCUGCUGCUGCUGCAGCAACAGCAGCAAGAAGCAGCAAACUACGCUCUAUAGCGCUGUCAAGGUUGGCUGUUUGCUGCCUCGAUGCUUCUGGCGAUUGUUCUGCUGCUCCAGCAAGAGCUGCCUUGAAGCCACAAGCAGCAGCAGCAGCACCAGCAGCACCAGCAUCAGCAGCAGCAGCAACAGCAACAGCAGCAGCAGCAGCAGCACGACACAGCAGAUCCAAUCGUCGGCUCUCUUGUGGUGCUGCUGUAAGACGGCCCUGGACAAUCUCUGCUGCGCCAUUUGCUGCAGCACGAGCAGCAGCAGCAGCAGCAGCAGCAACUGCUGCUGCUGCUGCUGCUGCUUCUGCCUCCUCAAGGAAGGGGGUAUCUGUGGGGUCUCGCGAGUUGCUGCUGCAGGAGGCCCUACAGUUUGCUGCUAAAGCCCUACGAUACAACCCCAAUAGCAUUUUAGGGCUGCAUGCAGCAGCACAAGCAGCGCUGCUGCUGCAGCAACCGCAUGCAGCAGCAAGUCUAGCAUCGCUGCAGCUGCAGCGCCUCAAGCAGCCAGGACUAUUCACUUUGCUGCGCCGAUUUAAGCAGCAGCAACAGCAGCAACAGCAGCAGCAGCAAGAGCAACAAGAACAGCAGCAGCAGCAAGAGCAACAAGAACAGCAGCAGCAGCAACAGCAGCAACUGGGCAUUGGAGCCAUCGACCCCCAGGCUGCUGCUGCUGCGCUGCAGCAGCUCCGCGUAAAGUGGCGUCGCCGUCUGCCUGCAUAUUUGCUGCUGCAGCAGCAGCAGCAACAGCAGCAGCAGCACCAGGAGGAGGAAGGAGGAGCUUCAUGGAGAGAGACUGCACGGCUGCGCCGUCUCUUUGUUGCAGCAAGUCUCUUUGCUGCAGCGCGCGACAUACCAACAGCAGCAACAGCAGCAGCAGCAAGAGCAGCAGCAACAGCAGCAAGAGAGGCAAAUGCGCGGCAGCAAACACGUCGUUCUGUGCUGCGGUGUCUCGCGCUGCAGCAGCUGCUGCGUGCUGCUGCAGUGCAGCAGCAGCGACUCGGAGUAAUCUAUGCGGGUCUGCUGCUGGAGGCUUCUCUCAUGCUGCCCUCCAUCAGCAGCAGCAGCAGCCACAGCAGCAGCAGCAGCAGCAGCAGCAGCAGCAGCUUGCUGCUGUCUCCUUGGUGGAGAGACACGUCCUUAAUUGAAUAUAAAUUUCUGUGCUGCAGUUCGUUGUGCUGCUGCUUAACAAAGGAGACACAGCAGGAGACACGCCUACUGCAGCAACUUGCUGCAGCAAAACAAAACCUUCUAAGGGAGGAUGAGGAGACAUGCACAGACAGCAGCAGCAAUAGCAGCAGCAGCAGCAGCAGCAAUAGCAGCAGCAGCAGCAGCAGCACCGGGUUCAGCGCGGCUCUGCAGCGGUUCUUUGGAGAUGCUUUAAAGACAGCGGAGCGCGGUCCUUUUUCUUCUUUAUGCCUAUUAAGUGUCUCCUUUUUAUCCCUCCGCUGCAGCAAAGAAGCAAAGGAGACACUUCGUCUCUCUAUAGACCUUAAUAAGCUUAUACAGCUAGCGCAGCAGCAGCAGCAGCAGCAGCAGUUGCAGCAGCUGCUGCCGCAGCACCAGCAACAGCAGAUUAUGCUGACGCAGCAGCAGCAACUGCAGAAGCAGCAGCAGCAAAAAAAGGCAGCAGCAGCAGCAGCAAGCCGCUACCACCGCAGAAACCUAGAGGAGACACGCAUGCUGCAGCAAAGGAGACACGUCAAGAGGGGUGGGGCCCCCCAAUUCUUCUUCCUUUAG
Molecule: messenger RNA, 1938 nt
Organism: Eimeria maxima
Lineage: Eukaryota; Apicomplexa; Conoidasida; Eucoccidiorida; Eimeriidae
Exons: 6
Coding region: 1-1938 (645 amino acids)
Source: RefSeq, a predicted model, not a curated record